ACAGUAGAAUAUGUUCAAAGUAAGCUGAUACCUACACGACUAAAACCAUUAGAUUUGUCUUGAUUUGGUGUUCCAUACAUACCGUCAAAAUAUAGAACGCUUGCAGUUUUUACGGGAAGAUCAGCAUGCGGUUUGUCCAGUUUUUAUUGCACGGGGAGAGAAAAUUGGGACUGGAGCGUGGAAAUGAUGGGGAUAUAGUAGACUUGUGUGCAGGAGACCGCAGAAUCCCGACAGACUUAAGAAGUUUUAUUGAGGGAGGAGAUAAAAACUUGAAAUUUGCUGAAAAUCUGGUAGAAGAAAGAGAAUGUGUUCUUAGAAGAGAUUCUGUGCGUGUAGUGGCACCAAUUCUAAACCCAGAGAAAGUCCUGUGUGUAGGAAUGAAUUACCGGGACCACUGCGAGGAACAUAACACACCUGUCCCAGAGGAACCUGUUGUUUUCAAUAAGUUUCCUUCCUGUAUUAUUGGACCCACUGACGAUUUAGAAUAUCCAACAGAAACAGAGAAAUUGGACUGGGAAGUGGAGUUGGCAUUCGUUAUUGGUAAAGAAGCCAAUCGAAUAAAGGAAGAUGAUGCCUUGAAACAUAUAUUCGGCUUUACGGUAGCUCUUGAUGUCAAUGCACGGGACUGGCUGAUGGGGAAGAAUGGAGGGCAAGUGUUGUUAGGUACAGCGAUGGAUGGGUUCUGUCCCUUGGGUCCCGCCAUUGUCACCAUUGAUGAAGUUGACGAUCCCCAUAACCUUGGAAUAAGAUGCAAAGUGAAUGACGUUGUCAAACAGAACAGCAACACAAAUCAACUUAUACACAAAUCAGCUGCAAUAAUCGCACACAUAUCCAGAUUUAUGACCUUGAAGCCAGGAGAUGUUAUACUCACAGGAUCACCACCUGGUGUGGGCUUCGCUAGAAACCCUCCCGAAUUUCUGAAGAGAGGAGACGUAGUGCAGUGCGAAAUUGACAAUAUCGGGAAGAUCAUUAACAGAGUGGUGUAGAUUUACUGUAUACAACUGUUACUGAUGAUUCAAUAAAAUAUCCUGUUAUGUU
This is a messenger RNA of Ostrea edulis (European flat oyster), 1038 nucleotides long. Its product is annotated as fumarylacetoacetate hydrolase domain-containing protein 2-like. Bases 126 to 986 code for a protein of 286 amino acids. NCBI's taxonomy places the organism in Eukaryota, Metazoa, Mollusca, Bivalvia, Ostreida, Ostreidae. The record is from RefSeq and is a predicted model, not a curated record. The transcript is spliced from 7 exons. Gene Ontology annotation, molecular function: hydro-lyase activity.